Messenger RNA from Biomphalaria glabrata, 7882 nucleotides. RefSeq lists its product as uncharacterized. The transcript has 4 exons. Gene Ontology annotation, molecular function: protein binding. The coding region runs from base 242 to 2623 and encodes 793 amino acids. Gene Ontology annotation, cellular component: cytosol. NCBI's taxonomy places the organism in Eukaryota, Metazoa, Mollusca, Gastropoda, Planorbidae. The record is from RefSeq and is a predicted model, not a curated record. Gene Ontology annotation, biological process: defense response to virus.
UAGUAUUGGCCAGCACGGACGGUCUCACAAUGUAUAAGUUAAGAUCUUUAGGAUAAAAUCUCUUGAAGUCUACAUUUAAUAAACGACAUAAAGACUUUCUUCUAAAAGACUCUCUAGAUCUUUAAUGAACUUGUUAUUGUGUGUGUGUGCCUAAGGUUUGAGAAACAGCCUGUGUUUACAGAUCGCAGUGCAGAGAUCACAUUGUGUUCAGGGUAAGGAGGUAACAAUGGGAUGAAGGGAGAUGUCUGCCGCCACUGAAGACGAGAUCACUUUCCCAGAGUUCCCCUGUAACUUCAAUCUUGUCACCGGAAAUAAAGUUUCACAGCAACGUUUUUUGCAUGUUAAAAAUAACGUGACAAGUGAUUUAGAACUUUCCAGGAACUCGCAGGAAGAGCGAAUCAGGGAUUUGAAUCUUUUGACUUGGGUUUUAUUUAAUUUAAAUGAAAAGUCAGAAGCUUUAGAGAAAAAUGCAACGGUUCUAGAGCUUACAAACAGAAGAAAUGUAACAGCUCUUGGCAAUUUGGUCUUUCUAUCACAGAGUCGAGGUUACAAGAUCGAGUCGGACAAAUAUUUAGAGAAGUUAAAGGAGCUGCAAAACCAACCAGAGUUUGAUCGUUUGAAAACUGAAGCUAUAGCGGAACAAGCUUACAGCUAUAGUAGACUUGGUGGCGCUGACAACUAUAAGCUUUGUCGAAGAUACUUUCAACAAUGCACUUUAAAAUGUCCGAAUAAUUAUCUCUGGAAGUAUGGGCUUGCUUUGGCAUGUAAACGGCUUUUAAAUUACAAUAUACAGUUUACUAGUAAGCAGCCUAUCGACACUGAAGAACUAAAGCUAGAGUGCAUUCAGUUGUUUUUUGAAGUAGGCGAGCGUGCAGAUAGUAAUUUAAGAGGACUUGCUUACGCUCAAUUGGUCAAUUUAAGACAAGUGUACUCUUACCCUAAAAACAAUGCGUCUAGAAUGUUUAAAGCUCAAAAUAUCCACGAGUUGUUGGAAUUGGCGCGUCGUUUUGGCGGAGACAACCCUGCUGUGUUGACUCAGUGUGGGAAAAGUUUCAAAAGCAUUGACGUCGAUAAGGCCAUCGAUAUUUUACGACAAUCUUUGAUGUUGCAAGAAAAUAGCACAGCUUACCAUCAUCUAGGAUUAUGUCUUAGCCGAAAAGCAAGCUUGAUAGCUGGAGGUAAAUAUCAUUCUAGAAAUACCAGAUUUGGAGCUCACCCAUCUAGAUACAAGAGUCCUACUGGAUAUGACCCAUUUGUCAAAUUGCCAUUUUAUGUAACAAAUGCUUUUGGACAACUUGAUAAAGAUGAUCCACUAGUAGAGGAAGCGAUCAAGUUUUACCACAAAGCCAUUGAUAUCUCCCACGAAGAAAACGUUCCCGCUAAACUGAGUCUUGCUGAUCUAUAUUUCUCAAUAGAUCAGUUCGAGCACGCUCUGGCACAAUAUAAUCAAGUAAUAGAUCAACCAGAAGCAAAGUUUCUCCUGUGUUUAAUAUCAGCACAUGAAGGCGCCGGAAAAUGUCUACAAAGAUUGAGCAAUGCUGCUACUGAAUCUAAUCCAGAACGUCGAAGGAGAGAAGCCAGAGAACAAUUCACAAAGGGAUUUAGUUUGGCAGCAGAUUUAGCAUCAAAAUAUUCUCAAUCUGAAAUCAUGAUUUGGGAUUCUCUUAAACAAUUAAUAAAUGCUGAUGAACAAAGUACCUCCAAUGGCGCGAGGAACAAUCAGACGAUCAAGCUUUUGGAGCUGAUGAAAAACAAGGACGUAUCCGAAGUAUUAAACGAAAUGCUAAAGGAUGAUCUAGAAGUAAACAAUGUGAACGACUUUGAAGAAAGACUUGAGCAUUACAUAGCUGAACGAGAUUUUGAAGGUGCUCUCGCGUUUUUGAACCUGUCCAGACUACACAGUGCUCUCGUUAACGACGAUAGUUGGAGCAGUUCUAACCUUACUGAUUUAAAAUACAAGACCUACCUGGCAGCUGCCUGGAAUCGUGUGCUCAAGUACAGCCCAGAUGCCAGGCGAGUCUUUCAACAGAUGUUUGAGUUAACAUACGGACAGUGUGUAGGCAUGGUGAAAGAAGAAGAUGAUGACGAGGUCAUGGAGUCAAAGGUUAAACACGAUGUUCUCAUUGUCAGUGACACGACACAGGACUGCCAAGUGACGUUAAAUGUAGCAGAAAAUUUGUAUCUGGUUUUGAAAAUAGUAUUUGGUAUUGAUACAGUGAAGUAUAAAGUAGAGAGUUCUUGCUUUGAACAUGAUCAACUCUCGCAGGCAAUGGAAAACUUUAGCUUGACCCUGUGGGUCCUAGGAGACAAUGACUCAGGUGCCUACAAGAAGAUGUUGGAAGAAGUCAGAAUAUCUCUAGCCACAGAGAUCAUAUUCAUGAGUGUUAGAGAAAAGACUGCAAGUCCUCAAAUUUUAACAAGGAAGCAAGUCUUAGAUCUGAAGAAGUCACCCUGGAAACAAACAACUUUAUUUGAACACUGUUUGAGAGAUCAACUUGUGGAAUUGUCCAAUAAAUGCAUUGUGGAGAAACUGUUCCAUGGAAAUCCACAGACUCUAAUGAAACUGUUUUGCUUUCUUGUUGGGGAAAACUUUGACAAGAGAGAAGAUCUUUUCUCAAGUUAAGUUAUCACUUAGUAACAAAACCUUAAUACUGUUUAUAUUUAUUUGUAAUGACAUCAAUGGCUGUGAAUGCUAACAAAUAUUUAUUAUGAAAUAUACAUAAGUAUUUUGAGUUUAAUUAGAAAAUACUUUCAUAUUUGUUUUGUAUGCACAUUCUUAGUCAAAAGUGUUGCAAAAGGCUUCUAUAUAGAACAUACUUUUUUUUUUAUACCUGUAACAUUAUUAUGGACAAUACUAUUUCAUUUGUCAUAUUUCUAACAUUUAGUAUCAUUUACUUACAUUUAAAUAAUCAAGUAUAAAAAGAACAAUAUUUUAUUUCUUGUUCUUAACACAACAAAAAAAAACCUUAGAAGGUAAAUUUCUUUAUACUACUCAAAGUGAAGAGCAAUGAAACUUUAUAUGCAUAAUAAACAAAGUCAGGCUUGCAGAAGAAAUGAAAAAUUUUUAUUUUAGAAAAAUUAAUACACUAAACAAUGAUCAAAUGGACCUGAUUAUACAGAAAACAGGCAUUGGAAGUUAAUUACAGAAAAUAAAUUAUAAGAGUUAUAAGAAUUUUGUGAAAAUGCAUCAACAUAGUUAUGCCAUACUUAAAAAGAGUAUUUUAAAUAUUUUUAAAGGACCAUUUUGUAAAACAAAAACAAAUGAAGUUAUCACAAUGUAAGAUUUAAAAAAUUAAACAAAUUAAUACAUUCAUUCAAGUCACUAAACACAUCCAUUUUGCAUAUUUUUAAGACAACUAUUGCAGAAGAUUCAAAUUUUUCAUCUUUCUUGAAUAUGGAUUGAUUUCUUUGUCAAGUUCUUUAAUUAAUCUAAAUUAAUGAUUAAAAAGAAAUGGGCAUUAGGAAAUGUAUAAAAAAAAGAAAAUGAAGAUGAAUUUAUUAUUACUAUUACCUUAAUUACUAAUUUGAAAUUAUCCACCUCUCUAAUUUUCUCUCAAAUUCGUCCAUAAUAUUUUCUAGUGGGUCAUAUGUGUCCUCUUCACUCACUGUGAUAUCUGUGUAGAAGGAUUAUUAAAUAGUUUUUAUUUUAAAAGGAGUAAAAUAAUACUGCUACAUUUAUCAAGUAAUAAAAUAGUUUUCCCUCUAAGAAAUAAUGUGUUUUCAUAUUUAUAUCCAUUAAUUUGAUGAUAAGUUCAUUGGGAGCACAACUGAUUCGAACCUGGGACUCCUGCCAAGCUCUUGAUUGCACAGCCACCGCGCCUCCUACAAUUGUUGUAAAUGCAUUGAAUUUUAUCAUUUUGAAAAAGGUAAUUCCCAACUACCAAGUAGCAAUAUUAAUUGGUGUGAUGAAAGGUUAGGAGCACCUUUCGAAGCUCAAAUCAUUUUGUUGCAAUUUGAUACAAAAAUAAGUCUUGUUUAUAUCAUAAAGGAGUUAAAAUCAUAUCAAAAUAUGUAGCUUCAUACUGUAUAAUGUGAAUUUUUUUUUAAAGAAAGAUUUUGUUUGAAAGAAUUAUGAUAAGAUAAGAUAAUUUUUAUUGGUCCAUUCAGCGUAACUACUGUAACAACAACAAUAUAGAUGCAAAUAUGAACAACAUUCACACGAAACACAUACACAUACUCACAACCAAUGCUUUAUGUAUUAGACUACUAUGUACUUCUUGAUGACGACAGAUGACAUUGUAACACUGACCAAAAUUGGAAUGAAGCAGUUUUUAAAUCUUUCUGUUUUAGUCUUUGGUCUAAUCUGAUGUUACAGUGGGUGCAGGUUGUCUUUAAGAAUCGUGUUUUGGAAAGACAUCUUUCCUGAAAAUGCUCUUCAAGAGAUGGUAGCUGUAUUCGAGUGAUAUACGAUGCUUUUUUAUUUAGUCUAUGUCUUUGUGCCAGUGAAGUAUUACCAUACCAGCAGGUGAUGGCAAAGUUAAUUAGACUGCUGAUGGUUGCUGUAUAGAAAAUUCUUAUUUUUUUGUUUUGUCGAUUUUAAAUUUCCUCAGCUUUCUAAGAUAGAAGAGUCGUUGAUGAAUUUUGGUGUAAAGGUUUUGACAGUGUUCACUUCAUUUUGGUUUGUUGUUGAUGGUUGUACCUAGGUAUUUAUAUUCUUGCACUUGAUCUACAGUUAGGUUGUUUAUCUGAAUUUCUGCAAGAUGGCCUUUAUUAAAAGAUUCAAUUUAACAUUUUCUUUGUCUAUAUAUUUCUAAUUCUAAAACAUAAUUAAAAGGUUUUCCUUCCAUGUUAAAUGUCUAUCUUUAUAUUUAAGCCACUUUAUGUUGUGACCAGAAUUCCUAAUACCUAGAACUAAAAUAUUAGUUUCUUUUCUUUAUAUGUUAAUGAAAUAAAAUGAGCUAGAUUGUUUUAGGUAGAUAAUAUGCAAAUAAUUAUUACUGCCUGGUUAAUAGUGUGGGGUGUAAGAAUAUUCAACAAAAACACAUUCUCAUUUAAUUAGGGGAUAUGAGUUUUGACUGCUUGUGUAGGGUUCAACCAACUGCCAUAGGCUGGCCAGGGUAUUUUAGAGCAUGCGAUUUAAUGGGCACCUUUUCAAGUCCUGCCCUCAUGCUAAGGAGGUGAGCAGUGUACUCCUAAAUAGGACUGCUCAAGUAGCUACUGGACUACACAGCUGCUGUGUGUCAGUGGUAAACGACCGUAUGCCUGUGUGCAGGGUUACUGCUAUGGCUUCCAGUGUGCCUACACCUACCACUUCACUGCUUGACUGCUUGUUAAGUGGAUUGGCACAACAUGUCGACCUCACUCUCUCGUCCUAAAGACCAACUCCAGAAGAAAGAUUUGGUUGACAUGUAAGGUCCAUCCAUCCAUUGCAUUGGUGCUACAGCUUUCAGAGGGCCCUGACCUGCUUUAGCACAUCUCUACAUUCUGAUCUAUCCUGUGCUUUACGUCUCCAUGCACAGACUUUUAGCUGUUGUAGAUCUGCCUCAAGCCACCGUACUCUUGAUCUGUCUUUGGAGCACUUUCCUUUUGGUUUUUGCUGGUGAACAAUCUUUGCUCCUCUGUUCUCUGGCAUUCUUUCGAGGUGACCUGCCCAAAGUAAUCUGCUCCCUUUUAUGUUCUUCACUAUGGAGGGCUCUUCAUAUAGCUGGUAUAUUUCUUGGUUGGUGCCAUUCCUCCAUCCGGUUUCCUCAUGUAUGGCACCAUAAAUUUUUCUGAGGAUUUUUCGUUCCCUUGUGUUAAGUAGAUUUUCUGUGGUUUUGGUCAGCGUUCAGGUUUGCUUACAUAUGACAACAGGUCUGAUGAUGGUUUUGUAUGACAUUUUAGGUGCUCAGAUAAAUGUGUUUGUUUUACAUAUUUAGAUGUAAUUUGGGAUUAUAACAUCCUAGACCAAACCUCCAGUAUGGCAGCAAGCAAACCUGGGAUGAUAAAGAUGACAGUCCAAAUUGCAUAACACAUGACCAGGCUGUCAUCCCAUGAAAUAGAAAAUGUACAAAACAAGUAUGUGUAGAAAAGAGAAGAUCUGACUAUCUCAUUAAGUAUACUUGUAACCUAGCUGUACAGUUUUGUUUUGGAAUAUUCACAAACAUAGUACAAUAAUCUUUUUCAAUUUUCUAAAAAAGCUAAUUGAUAAAGCAAAUUCAUCUACCCAAUAAAUUAAAUUAUUAUAAUUUUUCUUACAACACACCUAUCCCAUAUGUUACAAAUGUUUAGCUAUUUUAAAAAAAAUUUCAUCUACUUUUAACAAAAACAUUGUAACACAAUGCAUGCUCAAUAUAACUUUUUUAAAAAUCUACUACUAUAUGUUGUUGUAUACACACAAAAUGACUCAUGCCUGUGAAGCUUUAACAUUCACUUAACUAACAUGAAGAUCUUACCAUCUUGAAUGAUAUCCUUUAACCUGUCAGUAGGAUCUCUUGUUCUCCCAAACAAGUUCAAAAACGAGUCCCACAAAACAAUGAAAAUUUUGGUUGAUUCCUUACUCUGGCGAGUCUUUUCGUUGGUCACAAGUAGAUCCAUGAGAAUGGCAAUGAAGUAGUUGGUCAAAAAAACAACCACAAUAAAUACGAAGAAACAGAAGUAUACAAUUGUCAUCCACUCAUCUGACAAAGGCACAUUAGUAUCCUAAGAGAGGAAAAAAGUACAAUUAGUCAACUCUGAUUUUACUAAACAGUCUUACUGUAUUUGGUACAGAAAAUACAUUAACCAUAUCCUGCAUGUGUUUUAGUGAUAAAAACAUAAGGAGAAGCGUUAACAUUUAUAUAAAUAGAGAGGUUAGUGUAGACAGUUACAGUUAGCUCAAGUAAAGGAUACUAAAAAUUAAAAAACUUCUCAUAAACAUUUUUUUUCUUAGCUAUUCUAUGAAGUAGUCAUUAAUAAUAAAAAAAAAGUAGCAGACUUAUUAAACAUAUAAAUAAAGUCUGUCUGUUUGAGAUAUUAAUAUAAAUCUAUCUAUAAUAAAAUUAUAGAAAGCCUAUAAAGUUAAAAAGGUGGCCUUCACAAUAUCUCUAUGUUAUGUGUUAUGCCCUAUUGUAAUUUUCACAAGAGAUAUAUGUAUUUUCUUUACAGAAAUUUUGGCCCAUUAAAGGAAAUUUGCUAGAGUAGGGGGAAUAAAAUAUUUACUCUAAAGCUUGAGCGCCCAAGUAGGCCCGUAAAAAGUGACUCUGCGGUGGUCCAAAUGUCUUUGAAAUAAUAACUUGUCUUUCCAAAUAGAGCACAUCCUGUGCCAAUAAAGCCAAUCAAUAUUAAGACAUUGAAGAGAAAGAAACUAGGAAACACUUUGACUGCCUUCGACAAGACACUAAACACCUGUAGACAAAAACAACUUCAUUAACAGAUUGAAAAAAUACAUUUAUUAUACAUUUAAAGCUAGUUGCUAAACAUUCCCUAGUUGAAUUUAUAUCUUACUUUCAUGGUCUUAUCAGAGUAGCUAGCCAGUUUCAACAGCCUUGUGUAACCAAUGGCAACAAGAAAUGCAAGACAUAAAUUAUAAGUUGAGUCCCAGACAACAAUUUGGUAAAAAUUGAUAUAAUACUUGCGACUUUCUGACAAUUUUUUCAGUGCAGAUUUUGUAUAACUGAGUCUUAGCCUAUUUUGAAAAUAGAUAGAUAUAUAUAAAAUUUUAAAUUAUUAACAAUUUUAAAAUAUAUAUUGCAAUAUCAUUAAAUCAUCUUGAUAUAGCAGUUUUUAAAUUACUUCAACUAAUUUGUUUAAUUAAAAUAAUUAUAUUGUUUUUUAUAUUCUCUUGUAAUUAUUAUAGUUCUACUUAUCUUUGUAAUUGGAGUAUUGUUAAUAUUUAUAUUAAUCCUUGUGUAUCCUUCUAUGUAAACUAUACAUUUUAUGAAAAUAGGUCAACAUUAUUAAUAAAACAAAUACAGUAGCCUAA